GUUGCUGUAUCUAAUUUUCAAGCGGUUUAAAAGUUUAGAUUUCUGUUUGGAUUGGGGGGGAGGGGCAUUAUUGUUACCUUGUAAAAUUUCCCGUUUUAAAACACAUCCUUUACUCAGGAAUCUUGUAAGACGUGAAUACCAAAAUCUUCCCAAUCUCUCCUAGGUACAUUCUUGGGGAGACUGCAUGAAGCCUAUUUCCCUUCACCAGAAGGUAAACGGCAGUGAUACAGACCACCCGUACUCUCAUGAUCACCAGUAUUACACAAAUUUACCCAACACGAUAAAGGUACAGGGAUGGGGUCGGGGGAGUUGAGUUUAGAAGUUGAUUACGAUUAAAGGACUCAAGGAGGUGGAUCCAGGGAAGCAGCAAGGUGGUCAUGUUACUGGAUCCCAAUAUGAAUUAAUCGGAGUGUUAAGGUAGAAGAAACCAGAAAAAAUGUAAGGUGUCCGAACGGUGAGAAGCAUGACACAUUAAAGCUAAGCACAGCUAUAUUACGUUCCACAGCUCUUUUAUAAAUGCAAACCCUGCAGGGAUUCACAACCGAAAACAGGCGCCAGGGAAGGUCUGCAAUGGCCCUGCAGGUCGGACCAGCCAGGAGGCCUGGAGGCUGUGAGCACAGGUCACGGGGAGCCCUCGGGCGGCCACAGCGAGCGGCCAGGUCUCCACGGCGCCGUUUCCUGUGUCCGCGGGCGGGCAGUGACUCGGUACCGCCCAGGGCGUCAGCGUGACCCGAGGCUCAGUGAACCCUGAACUCACCGCCCCAGCCAGCUGCACACAGCCGGGCAGGCGCUUUCUCGCGCACGGGGGUGGGGCUUUUUCAGGCUGCUAACUAAGAUGGUGUCGGCUGGACUUCCCGGGACAGCUGCCUAAGGGGAUCGCGGGCCAACAGCCGGAGGGACCACCGAGCCCAUUGUCCCGCCCCGACAGGACCGUGCGGAGCCCGCAAGUUCCAGACUCGAAGGACCGAAGCGCCGCCAAGUACGCCGUAGGACCUAACAAAUGUUUAAGAGAACGCCGAAAGCGCGGGGAGGCGGGCCGGACCCACUGUCACCAUCUCGCGACAGCUAAGUGACGUCGCACAGCAAGCGCGUGCUCUAGUCUUUCACCUUCAGACGCCUCAGUUUGUGGGCCUGCUCCUUUAAGUAAGUGAUGGACAGCGCUUUUGCCCUAUCAGUUUCCUGGUCAACAUCCAAUCAGAUUUAAACUUCCUCCAGCCGCCGGAGAAGUUGGAAGACUGGGGUCGAAAGAGAGCGAGAGAGUGAGCGAGGGGAGCUCUUUGUCUCUCGCGAGAUUGGGGAGAGCCAAGCUCUCAGAAGAAACGCCAGAACUGAUGUCCAGACUUCCCAAGUAGGGGUUUAAAGGACGUGGUCACAAGCCAAUGAAAGGGAAGAGAAGGUGGGCUCGCUGCUUUCGCCGUGCGAGAAGUACCGUUACAGGGCAGACUUUUUGUCCAAUCAACGCCUCCAGGCUUUGGGUCAGGUGACCAUGAAGUGCGAGGGGCGGAGCUACGGCCUGGCGCGAGGAACCGUUAAGACAGACAACGAAUAUAACCAAUGAGGUACUCCGAUUAGGGCGUUGGGAACCCAAUAACAGCGUCGAGGCGGGCGCCUUCCCGGAGCGCGGGGAGAUGUAAAGACGGACAAAUACUUUUUCCAAUGAGAAGGCUGAAGAGUGAAUUAAUUGACCAAUGAGGUCCGCGGGGCGGGAGCCUUUGCCGCGGCGGAGUCCAAGAUGGCGGCGUGCGAGUCCGCUGUGUGAAACGAGCGCGGGGUGGCGGGUUAGUCAGCUCCGCAGAGACGACCUCCGGCGACCCUCCACAAUGAAAGGCAAGGAGCGCUCGCCGGUCAAGCCCAAACGCUCCCGUGGUGGCGAGGACUCCAGUUCUCGCGGGGAACGGAGCAAGAAGUUAGGGGGCUCUGGCGGCAGCAAUGGGAGCAGCAGCGGGAAGACGGACAGCGGCGGGUCGCGGCGGAGCCUUCACCUGGACAAGUCCAGCAGCCGAGGGGGCAGCCGCGAGUAUGACACUGGUGGGGGCAGCUCCAGUAGCCGCUUGCAUAGUUACAGCUCCCCGAGCACCAAAAAUUCCUCAGGCGGGGGCGAGUCGCGCAGCAGCUCCCGGGGUGGAGGCGGGGAGUCACGUUCCUCCGGGGCCGCCUCCUCCGCGCCUGGCGGCGGGGACGGCGUGGAGUACAAGACCCUGAAGAUAAGCGAAUUGGGGUCCCAGCUGAGCGACGAAGCGGUGGAGGACGGACUGUUUCACGAGUUCAAACGCUUCGGUGAUGUAAGUGUCAAAAUCAGUCACCUCUCGGGUUCUGGCAGCGGGGAUGAGCGGGUAGCCUUUGUGAACUUCCGGAGGCCAGAGGACGCGAGGGCGGCCAAGCAUGCCAGAGGCCGCCUGGUGCUCUAUGACCGGCCUCUGAAGAUAGAAGCCGUGUACGUGAGCCGGCGCCGCAGCCGCUCCCCGUUAGACAAAGAUACUUACCCUCCGUCGUCCAGCGUGGUCGGAACCUCUGUGGGUAGCCACAGGCACGCCCCAGGAGGAGGAGGUCAGAGAUCACUUUCCCCUGGCGGUGCUGCCUUGGGAUACAGAGACUACCGGUUGCAGCAGUUGGCUCUUGGCCGCCUGCCGCCUCCACCCCCACCACCAUUGCCCCGAGAGCUGGAAAGAGAACGAGACUAUCCGUUCUAUGACAGAGUGCGCCCAGCUUAUAGUCUUGAGCCAAGGGUGGGGGCUGGAGCAGGUGCUGCUCCUUUCCGAGAAGUGGACGAGAUAUCACCCGAGGAUGAUCAGCGUGCCAACCGGACACUUUUCUUGGGCAACUUAGACAUCACUGUGACAGAAAAUGAUCUGAGAAGGGCUUUUGAUCGUUUCGGAGUCAUCACAGAAGUGGACAUUAAGAGGCCUUCUCGUGGCCAGACCAGUACCUAUGGUUUUCUCAAAUUUGAGAAUCUAGACAUGUCUCACAGGGCCAAACUAGCAAUGUCUGGCAAAAUUAUAAUUCGGAAUCCAAUCAAGAUUGGUUAUGGUAAAGCCACACCCACUACCCGACUUUGGGUGGGUGGCCUGGGACCUUGGGUGCCUCUUGCUGCCCUGGCACGAGAAUUUGAUCGAUUUGGCACCAUACGAACCAUAGACUACCGAAAAGGUGAUAGUUGGGCAUAUAUACAGUAUGAAAGCUUGGAUGCAGCUCAUGCUGCCUGGACCCAUAUGCGUGGAUUCCCACUUGGUGGCCCAGAUCGUCGCCUUAGAGUAGACUUUGCAGACACAGAACAUCGUUAUCAGCAGCAAUAUCUUCAGCCUCUGCCCUUGACUCAUUAUGAACUAGUGACAGAUACUUUUGGACAUCGAGCACCUGACCCUUUGAGGAGUGCUCGGGAUAGGACACCACCCUUACUAUACAGAGAUCGAGAUAGGGACCUUUACACUGAUUCCGAUUGGGUGCCACCCCCACCACCAGUUCGAGAACGCAGUGCUCGUGCUGCAGCUAGUGCUGUGACUGCUUAUGAGCCACUGGAUAGCUUGGAUCGAAGGAGGGAUGGCUGGUCAUUGGACAGGGACAGAGGUGAUCGGGAUUUGCCCAGCAGCAGGGACCAGCCAAGGAAGCGAAGGCUGCCUGAGGAAAGUGGAGGACGGCAUCUGGAUAGAUCACCUGAGAGUGACCGGCCACGAAAACGUCACUGCACUCCCACUCCUGACCGAAGUCCAGAACUGAGCAGUAACAGAGAUCGCUACAACAGUGACAAUGAUCGAUCCUCCCGUCUUCUUUUGGAAAGGCCCUCUCCAAUCAGAGAUAGACGGGGCAGUUUGGAGAAGAGCCAGAGUGACAAGCGAGACCGUAAAAACUCUGCAUCAGCUGAACGGGAUAGGAAGCACCGGACAGCUGCUCCUACAGAGGGAAAAAACCCUCUGAAAAAGGAAGAACGGUCUGAUGGCAAUGCCCCCAGUGCCAGCACUUCUUCAUCAAAACAGAAACCUCCUUCCCAGAAACAGGACGGAGGGACAGCUCCUGUGGUGGCAUCCUCUCCCAAACUCUGUUUGGCUUGGCAGGGCAUGCUUCUACUGAAGAACAGCAACUUCCCUUCCAACAUGCAUCUAUUGCAGGGUGACCUCCAAGUUGCUAGCAGUCUACUUGUAGAGGGUUCAACUGGAGGCAAAGUAGCCCAGCUCAAGAUCACUCAGCGUCUCCGUUUGGACCAGCCCAAGUUGGAUGAAGUAACUCGUCGCAUCAAAGUGGCAGGGCCCAAUGGUUAUGCCAUACUUCUGGCUGUACCUGGAAGUUCUGACAGCCGAUCCUCCUCUUCCUCAGCCACAUCAGACACUGCCACCUCUACUCAGAGGCCACUUAGGAACCUUGUGUCCUAUUUAAAGCAAAAGCAGGCAGCUGGGGUGAUCAGCCUCCCUGUGGGAGGCAACAAAGACAAGGAAAACACCGGGGUUCUUCAUGCCUUCCCACCUUGUGAGUUCUCUCAGCAGUUCCUGGAUUCCCCUGCCAAGGCACUGGCCAAAUCUGAAGAAGAUUACCUGGUCAUGAUCAUUGUCCGUGCAAAACUGGUGAACAGCGGAUGAAGAUACGGAAUUCAAAGCUCUAAUGGACCUUUUUGAAGAGAAGUUGUGGCUUAUGUGGAGUUUACAUGGGCCUCUGAUGGAAGAAAGCUAAUCUGUUUAGUAUUUUGUGCAUUUUACUAAAAUGGCAGCUUAACAUUGUGUAUCUGCUAUUGUGAUGCCAAUGCCGGUGUUUUAAGUGGAAAAAUGACCUCUUUGCUUUGUGCUGUGUACACAAGAUUUCUGGAAAAGUAAAGGAAAACCCUUUUUAUGGCUCACACAGCUUAAAAGUAGCUGUCACUCAAACAUGGGCUCACAGUUGAGCUGCUUUUGUUUUAUUCUAAAUAAAUUGUUUCUUUUGAGGAAAAUGUU
Molecule: messenger RNA, 4916 nt
Organism: Peromyscus californicus insignis
Lineage: Eukaryota; Metazoa; Chordata; Mammalia; Rodentia; Cricetidae
Gene: Rbm15
Product: RNA binding motif protein 15
Exons: 2
Coding region: 1689-4568 (959 amino acids)
Biological process (GO): regulation of alternative mRNA splicing, via spliceosome
Cellular component (GO): nucleus
Molecular function (GO): mRNA binding
Source: RefSeq, a predicted model, not a curated record